Messenger RNA from Exophiala viscosa, 2432 nucleotides. RefSeq lists its product as uncharacterized. NCBI's taxonomy places the organism in Eukaryota, Fungi, Ascomycota, Eurotiomycetes, Chaetothyriales, Herpotrichiellaceae. The transcript has 2 exons. The coding region runs from base 297 to 2156 and encodes 619 amino acids. The record is from RefSeq and is a predicted model, not a curated record.
UGAAGAAGGUACCAGCGUUUUAUCACUGCAGCGUGGGUGAAGCCCUGCGUCAGGAUCAGGAGAAGGUGAGUCGUCGCGCACGUAGGGACUCUCGCGCAGGACUCUCGGCGUCGGGCGAUGAUGUCGUUUCACGACGCAGUACGUCCAACGCUCCGCGCGACGUCCCCCCCAUCGCAGGCAGUGAGUGACUGCCUACCUUCUCGGCGUUGAUCAAGUCUUCAUUUCUUCUUUUGCCAUCAUCACAACUCUUCUUCCUACAUACCUCCCCUUCUACGCCCAGCUUCUAUCUUGCCACAAUGUCUCUACCGGGACCUGCCGAUGGUAACGAGUCCUCGAAAUCCCCUCUCGCAACAGCUUCCACCAACUUGGUGCCGGCUGACAACCCGACCUCAUCAAGCCCACUGGCCAACGAUGAGAACCUCACUCUCCUUCCUUUCAAGUUCCGCAUUGAACUCGGCAUGAUCCUGGUGGUUGAUCAUCAAAAGAUAACCGAUAAUGCGGACUACCUUGGGUACAUGUAUGUUCACGAUCCAGACUAUGAGAGAAUCAAGGAAGACUAUGAAGAGGAAGACGAAGAAGGAGGCAUUCCAAUGUAUCAGUCAAUGGAAGAGACAUGGGGCCAACGCAAAGUCCAAUUCUUGCAAGGUAUCAUCGAAUUGGAGGGGGGCCUUGACGUCUGUGUUGGUAACCGGUGCAAACAUGGCUACAAGACAUGGCACGUUUAUCGGGACUACUCGAUGGACUUCCCCAAAAAGUAUGAGGACGACGAAGAGACCCUUAACAUAAAGCGCAUUCGUCUUCAGGAGCACGCGAACUUUGACGGCUGGGAUCCCGAAGAGCUUCCUGCGCCUUUGUGGGUCGACUCCGUUGGUGUCAGCCUGGACUCCCCAUACCUGGAAUGUCCUAGCCGGGGAGAACAGGGGAUCUGCAAUAGGGGGUUGGAUGAGGUCACAAAGUAUCUCGGCGUCCUGGACGACAAUUACGACAAACCAUGGCAAUGUCUUUCGAUUGAGGAACACGGACGAGUACACGUGACUAUCGGUCUACCUUCAAAGGAUGGCUUCGCAGACAUCCCACUAUCUGUUCUUCAACACCUGGCUUAUCUGGUCAUCAAGUAUGAAGACGUGAUCCUGUUGUUCACUUCCCCGUGGCGGGCGGGAUGGGAGAAUACGAACUCUGAGGACGUGGGAAGCAAUCGAGCUGGUAUCGUGGAGAAUGGCAAUCAUCUCUGCAGCAAGUUCUCUCUUGGUCCAUUGGAAGAUGUCAAACGCAAGAUCUUUUCGAAGGACAUGACACCGACAAAGCUGUUGAGGCUCCUGCAUGCUUAUCAUUACUGGAAUUACUGGGAGCAGCCAGAUGAGGAAGUGAACUGGACAACUGACAAAUUUGUCACUUUCGGCACCAAACAGGUCACAUUCCGCCAGCUUCAUGGCACUAUGGAUCAGAUUCGGGAUUGGGUUCGAUUUGUCACGGCUCUCAUGCGUCUUGCAGAGAGAAAAGCCAUGGAACCGGUCCCAACCCCACCUGCCAUCGACGUCUGUUCCAAGCGAGACUGGGGACUACGAGAAGGCAGCAAAUACAAUAACGUCUUCGGUACCAAGGACGAACGCAUGGCAGAACUGCUGGACCUUCUGGAGUUCUCGGGCUGGGAGAAGUGGCACUGGAUUGAGUACUGGAAGAUCUCCAGAUGCAACGUCAGUACGGAGUUCAAGGAAUACAGAAACUGCCCUGGAUGCGGUUUCUAUGACCCCGCAGACCACAAACACUACUGGAGAAGACGGAAUUACAAUGGAAAGCGUGGUGACUCUGUGCCACCAGAUGAUCUGGACGGAAAUCGACGCCCAAGAACACCUCUUCCAGACCCUCCAAACAUCGACAGGGACACCGACGAUGAAAGCGAGUACGACAGCGAUGGGGAGCGCAUCGAUGAUAACGACACAAACAGUGCUAAGUCGGUGAACAUGAGCCCGGACAAGGACGGCAGUAAGUCACCAAAGCACGACGAGACCCAUGUUCAGGAAGAAAUUCCAACAGCCGAGGAUGACCUCAAGGUGCAAGAUGAAGAAUUGACUGGACAGAAGAGAAAGCGCGAAGGGGAGGGCGAUGCUACUGGUGUGACGGACAUGCCACCAGCAAAAUGUGCACGAGAGGCAUGAAUGCAAGAUGGCGUUUCUCAUUCGAAUCUGUGAGAGAACUUCAACCAAGCAGCAAGAUCAUUCAAUGAGCUGGAAGAGAUUUCAGCCAGGAAAUCCAGGUUGUGCUGCAUCGAGAGUGUCCGAGUACCCUACAUACUGACAAGCCACCAAGCCGUGGCAGCAGAGGUCCUGUGACUGCUUCUUUCACUAGGUUUUCAUUCUCUCUAGCAAUCGGGCUUGUUAUUAGCUUUAGCAACAGAAAAAGAAAACAAAAACACGAAAUCCCAAUACUAAGCG